Trypanosoma grayi is the source of this 2816-nucleotide messenger RNA. RefSeq names its product receptor-type adenylate cyclase. The transcript has a single exon. The annotation marks the transcript as partial. NCBI's taxonomy places the organism in Eukaryota, Euglenozoa, Kinetoplastea, Trypanosomatida, Trypanosomatidae. The record is from RefSeq and is a predicted model, not a curated record.
AUGAGAUCCGACAGGCUGGAUGCGGUGCCGAAAUUGGCAGCCGUACCCACGCGUGAAAUACGUCGUUGGGGGAAGUGCGACGGGGGCACACGAUGGACAGGCGGUGUGAAUACACUCUCGGUGGUGCGUGCGGCAAUAGCCUGUGUAGUUUUGCUGUGCUACGGUGUGGACGGCGUGAUGUCGGAGGAAGGCCGGGCACAGGAGCGAGUGAAGAUUCUGGAACUUCGAGUCCCCUCUAUGUCAUUGUCCCCGGCUCUCUAUAACGCCAUGAAUGCUGGAUUCAAUGCGUCACUGUGGUCACGUAACUAUACACUGGCGGAUGGCUUCCGUGUGGAAAGGAUUGUGAAGGAAAUGGAGGUUCAUGGCGGUGCUGAUGCAAUUAAAGAAGCAAUGAAGGAACACAAGGACAUUCUUCUUCUGCAGGGACCCGUCGGCGAUGAGCCUUUAUACCACUCACUCGCUGCGCUUAAAGAACACGACCUGGUAUCAUUUGCUCCGCUUACUGGAUCUAGCAUCGUACGGAACUGGAAUCCUCACCUCUACUUUGUGCGCACUGACCCCGCUGCUGAGCUGCUGGCCCUCAUCCACUACGCCGUUAACGAGCUUAGGAUGUGGCGGUUGGGAUUCAUGUACCUGCAGAACGUGUCGUUUGGGGAUUAUGAGUACACGCGCACCUUAGAUCUUUUGAAUGACAUGGAUUAUGAGCUCUGUGGUGUUUUUACUCUCAAGAGCUCUCUGACAAAAUCUACCGACGAUGGUGUGUUCAAUGCCACGUGGGAGGAGUUCGCGGCGACACGCCCGCAGGCUGUGAUUGUGUUCGGUGCACCUCUGAAGGACACUGCGAAGUUCGUUACGCGGAUGCUGACGGAUGAGCGUACAGCUGGUGCAUGCCUACUUCUCCCUGGAACGUUACAGGACGGUUUGCUUGAGACGUGGCGCGAAGCUGUGAAUGGUGGCGCUCCCUUUAUUCCCGGUCAAGUCAUCACGACAGGUACGAACCCACUUGCGAAGGACACGCAGUACGAGGCAAUCAAACGCUUUCAGACUGUGAUGGAGAGAUACCUGGCGAGCGAAGAGAAUAAGGUGUACAACAGCACCAAGCACUUUCUGGAGAACGACAACGACGGUGAAAUGAUGGUUGCUGGUUGGAUUGACGGUGAGGUGCUGUGGAAGGCGCUGAACAGCCACAGGUGGGCGAGGGAGAGGGGGUCUUUCAGACGUUCGAUUCUCAGCCAACGCCGGUAUUUGAUCGAUGAUCUUGUGAUUGGCGACUACGGUGGUGAUUGCAGUGCCACUGCUGCAGAAGAGGGUGCUAUCUGCCGCUGCAAUCAGGGUGGGCGGACGGUCUACAUGAAGCGGUUUGUGGAGGGGUACCGCGCUGAGAAGAUAAUGAGCGGGGAACUGACGCUUCCUUUCUUAAAGUGCUACACAGGAGACAUUCGCCUGUACCCACCAUUGAAUGGGAUUUUUUUCCUGAUGACUGACGAUACCUAUGCGAUGAGGGCAACGCUCGGCAUGAGAGCAGGUGCAAGUGCUGCGCUGCAGGGUUGGUCGAACGCCAUGAAUACACGGAUUGCUGUUCUUCAGAUAAUAAAUACCUCUACAGCUGAUGCAAAGACAACACUGAGGGAUGAGGAGGAGAGAAAGCGCACCCAUGCCGUAUGUGGUGUGAUGACAGAGGAGAUGCUCGAUGACGAAACGGUGGUAUUCAUCGACCCACAGAAUCUUCAUCCACAUCUGAACAAGUUUCGCCGACGCGUUAUCCGACUUUCAACAACGCUGGAGCAGGAGUUCUUUGUGCUUGCGCAGUACCUCGGCAACACGACCAGCGCCAACACGACCAGCGCCAACACUCACGCUGUGAUCCGCAGCGGUGAGGCUGCUGCAGUGGUGAAUGUGUUGCGGCGUUCACUUGUGACGUUUGGUGGGUCGCUGUGGUCCUCUGCGCUGCUGGCUGGUGGUGACGCGCUGGGGGACUACCUGCCACACGAUGGCGAUGUAUUCGUUGUGGGCCUUGCUGCUGCUGAUAUCUCUGUGAUCGCGGUGCACCUGGCGAAGCACAGCAGUGUGCGUGUGUUUGUACUGUGGUCGGAAGUCUCGUUGUUCUACGAUGAGUUUGUUGCUGCGUUCAAUGGGAGUGCGGCUGCUGCUGGGCGCCUUGCGUUCGCGACGAGCCUGCCGCACUGGGCAGACGAGAGCACGACGUCUGAGACGGUGCAGCGGUUCCACGCUGCUGUGAAGGACAAGAGAGAAUGGACGCCCUUGACGCUGAGGGCGUUUGCCAGUACACUGCUUUUGAAAACAGUUCUCUCUCGGAUGGAUCUGGUGAACGCUGACGCCGUGAUUGAUUUCUUCUACAAGAAUGUUGUCGUCGUUGUGGGCGAUAUUGUGUACGGACCCUUCAAGGACGGCAAGAGGUGCGGCAGUCCGAAGAAUGUGAACGGGAACGAGUGUGCUGUGAACUAUGGUGCGAGGCACAUUUCUGUGUGGUCGAUGGCCCGUGUGGUGGACCCCUCAGUGCCUGAGCUGUUCCCCGCUGUGACGCCGUCGAUGGAGUACACGGGAUUCCCUGAGGAGAGGUUUUUAAGUGACCAAUUCAUCGCUAUCAUCGUUGGCUCUGCCACGGGUGUACUGUUGGCUGCAAUAAUCGUGGGCCUUUUGUGCCGCCAGAGAGACGCCCGUGACAACAACAACGCCCCGAAGGAGACCACAGACCCCGUGACGCUUGUGUUCACUGACAUCGAGAGCAGCACUGCGCUGUGGGCUGCGUGCCCCGAGAUCAUGCCUGACGCUGUGGCGACGCACCACCGGCUGAU